This is a messenger RNA of Brettanomyces bruxellensis, 1620 nucleotides long. RefSeq lists its product as uncharacterized. The record is from RefSeq and is a predicted model, not a curated record. Gene Ontology annotation, cellular component: plasma membrane. Gene Ontology annotation, molecular function: allantoate transmembrane transporter activity; dipeptide transmembrane transporter activity. Gene Ontology annotation, biological process: tripeptide transport; dipeptide transport; allantoate transport. NCBI's taxonomy places the organism in Eukaryota, Fungi, Ascomycota, Pichiomycetes, Pichiales, Pichiaceae. The transcript has a single exon. Bases 1 to 1620 code for a protein of 539 amino acids.
AUGACCCAAUUCGAUAGCGAAGAAGAAAGCAAAAGAGAAAGCAUUAAAUCUGGAGCUAACGUGAAGGAGAAGACGGAAGUUGGUGAUAGCAUCUUAGAGAAUGCUUCGAGAGAGAAGGAAGUAGACUUGGAUUUAGAAAAUUUAUCAAAUAAUGGGAAGCCUAUAAUCAAUAGGGAUGUGGAUAAAGCCAUGGAAAUAGCAGUGGAAAUUGAUAGUAUCUCUUUAAAUGAGAAGCAGGAUAAAAAGCUUUAUUGGAAGGUGAAUCUUUAUUUGCUUCCUCUGAUUUGUUUUCUAUAUGCCUGUCAGUAUAUGGACAAAGUCACAUCCUCUUACGCUGCCAUAAUGGGAAUCAGAACUUAUUAUAAUAUGCAUGGAGAUAUGUAUUCAUGGCUAGGAACUGCUUUUUACCUUGGUUACUUGUUCUUUGUCUUUCCUGCAACCCUACUUUUACAGAAAUAUUCUCUUUCGAAAGUGACAUCGCUUUUCAUUGUUCUAUGGGGUGCACUUCUUUGCCUCCAUGCAGUUCCAAAAAGCUACGCGGGCUUAAUCACUUUAAGGGUUCUUUUGGGUAUUUGCGAAUCUAUUAUUACCCCCGCAAUGGUUAUCAUUACGAGUCAGUGGUAUAAAAGGGAAGAGCAAAUGUUUGUCACGGCCAUUUGGUUUUCUUGUAAUGGUCUAGGAACAAUUAUGGGGGGUGCCAUUGCGUACGGUUUAGCCAUACAUACUAAUUCAUAUUCUAUUACUUCAUGGAAAAUUCUUUUUAUUGUGACGGGUCUCAUGACUAUUGUCGUUGGAAUUGCCUUCUAUCUUCAUAUGCCGGACGAUCCUUCUAAGGCUUGGUUUUUGUCUAAAGAAGAGAAACAACGUGUUGUUCUUCGUAUACGAAGUAACGAGCAAGGCUUUGGAAAUCCUCAUUUCAAGAAAUCACAAUUCGAGGAGGCUUUGAAAGACUUGCAAACCUGGAUGUUCGUUGUUUUAUCAUUUGCUGCUCAAGUUCCAAAUGGUGGUAUGACCAAUUUUGGUAGCAUAUUGCUAAAUGAAGACUUUGGAUAUUCAUCAGAAGAAUCAUUACUUAUGAAUCUCCCAAGUGGUGCCAUUGAUAUAGUUGGCUGUAUCGGUCUUGCUGCUUUUAAUAAGAGAUUCCCAAGACUUCUUAUUGCUGUUUUUGCACUUGCUAUCACACUAAUGGGUGCCUGCUUAUUAGCCUUUGCAUCAUCAAACAGCGCUAAAUUAGCGGGUUAUUAUAUUUAUAAUUUCCUACCAAUUACAAUGAUAUGUUCUCUUUCUUGUUUUGCUUCAAAUACUGCUGGACACACGAAAAAAAUUACGACUAACUCACUCUAUUUGAUUGCAUACUGCGUUGGAAACUUAGUUGGACCCCAAACAUUUAUAUCCUCGCAGGCACCAGAUUAUUCUGGUGGAAAGAUCAGUAUUGUUGUUUGUUUGUGUGCUGCAUUGCUUCUCACAAUAGGUAUUUACUUUAUCUAUUGGAACAGAAAUCGUCGGAGAGAUGCCGGCAAAAAUUCCAGUGAUGUUCUGACUAGUGUUUCCAUCAUGAAAAACCGUCAAUUUGCCGAUUUGACUGAUAAAGAGAACCCAUAUUUCAGAUAUAGUUUAUAA